CUGGUCUCCCCGCUGGUUUGCCACGCCUCCCGUAAUACGUCACGGCUGAUGAUGUCACACCCCCUCCUUGUCCUCUUCAGUCCUGGAGCCAAACAACAUCAUCAGACCCAUCAGACCUCCACGAGUGUUCUUUCUUUCUCUCCCUCUCCUCUUCUUGUUUUGCGUGCUACUUCUGGGACCGUUUGGGGGAAGCGUGGUCUGGCUGGAGAGCCGGGUAGCAAGCUGGAGGACCUGGACGUGGAAUUCUUUUUGGUUUUUCCCCUACGUAUAGGAUAAGCUUGUUGGGUGGUCUCCGCUCACGCUCCUCUGCUUUCUUUGUGGAUGUCAUGCGAAUCAGCGGCUUCGAUUUUUUUUCACUUUCAUCCUAAGUGGUGGUGACAAGGAAAAAUAAGAAAAAAAGAGUGAGGAGGGGGGGGAAGUUUAUGACGGACAUGGCGAUGGUGGCGUGGAGGAACCCCGAGGAGGGAACGCUCUCUUCUCCAGUGUCGCACGUUGCUCCCUUGGCUCUGCCAGUCCACAUGAACCCACCGCCGGCCUCCCUGGAGAUGCCCCCCGCUGCAGGACCACCCACCACCGCCACCAACACAACCAACAACAACAAUAGCUCUUCUUCGUCGUCUUCGUCAUCGUCGGACAAGCAGGCGAGCGUGCACAUCGAGUGCAUCGUGUGCGGCGAUAAGUCCAGCGGGAAGCACUACGGCCAGUUCACCUGCGAGGGCUGCAAAAGCUUCUUCAAGCGCAGCGUGCGCCGCAACUUGAGCUACACCUGCCGGGCCAGCCGAACCUGUCCCGUCGACCAGCACCACCGCAACCAGUGCCAGUAUUGCCGUCUCAAGAAGUGCCUCAAAGUGGGCAUGCGGAGGGAAGCGGUGCAGCGAGGCCGGCUCCCCCCGGCGCAGUCCUUCCACGGCCAGUUCUCCCUGAGCACGGGGGAGCCCCUGCAGUGCCACUCGUACCUGUCGGGCUACAUCUCGCUGCUGCUGCGGGCCGAGCCGUACGCCACGUCGCGCUUCGGCUCGCAGUGCCUGCCGGGUGGCGGCGCAGUGGGCAUCGAGAACAUCUGCGAGCUGGCGGCACGCAUGCUGUUCAGCGCCGUGGAGUGGGCCCGCAACAUCCCCUUCUUCCCCGACCUGCAGGUUUCCGACCAGGUGGCUCUGCUGCGGCUCACCUGGAGCGAGCUGUUCGUGCUCAACGCGGCGCAGUGCGCCAUGCCAGUGCACGUGGCGCCGCUGCUGGCCGCCGCCGGCCUGCACGCAGCCCCCAUGUCGGCCGAGCGCGUGGUGGCCUUCAUGGACCACAUCCGGGUCUUUCAGGAGCAGGUGGAGAAGCUCAAGACGCUGCACGUGGACUCGGCCGAGUACUCGUGCCUCAAGGCCGUCGUGCUGUUCACCACAGAUGCAUGCGGCCUGUCGGACGCGACGCACGUGGAGGGUCUUCAGGAGAAGUCCCAGUGUGCACUGGAGGAAUACGUGCGCAGCCAGUACCCGAACCAGCCCAGUCGCUUCGGCCGCCUGCUGCUGCGCCUGCCGUCUUUGCGCUCCGUGUCGUCGGCCGUCAUCGAGCAGCUCUUCUUUGUGCGACUGGUGGGCAAGACGCCCAUCGAAACGCUCAUCCGCGACAUGCUGCUGUCGGGCAGCAGCUUCAACUGGCCUUACGUGCCCGUCCAGUAGCGCCCCCUGUGGCCGGGGCGGGGGCGGCGGAGCUGAGGCAAAAUGGUCUUCUCCUGGACGGGCUUGCACAGCUCCAGACAUGACAUUGGGGAAACACGAUAUCGAUCUAACGUGCACACCAAAUGCUAAUUUGUGGCCGCAAAAUACUGCUUUCAACCCCACGCUAAUUUGCUUCUCACAAAUGUAGCUUUUUUUUCUCGGUGUUUUCCCCUAUUUGCUGAAACAUUCACCUAUACACAUCUUUCUGUGUAUUUUGCAUUUUUUCUGUAGCGCCCCAGGAUGCCAUAAAAGAGUGCCAAAGCUAGUGCGAAGAGAACAGUACAAACAAGACACAGAUCUGAUCAGGGACGCUCUGUGCUGCCACCGUAAAUACUCCAAAAUAGCUCAGCAUACAUAGUCGUACUUUAUUCCGUUUUUUUCCCUGAUAUUUGUUAAUAGUUUUUUUUUGGGGGGGGGUGGCUGUUGGUUGCAUCCACUACCUACACACCCACUCAUUUUCAAUACAAUGAGUGUUUAUUAGCGUUUUGGGACGAAUUUUUUUGGUUUAAUAGUUUUUUUUAUCCCCCCAAUCCAUUUCAAGGGGCAUCAAUUAUGCACAAAUUUGGGAUAUUCGUGGGCCAGGGCCACUUUCAAUCCCCUGUGUACAGUGACAGUCGUCUCGACAAUAAAUACAGAAGAUGUUUGAAUAGUUUGGAUAGAUUGAUCCAUCUUUUGAUCAGACACGUGAUCGGCUCCAAAAUCCUGAUCGUGUAAAAUCCUGAUAACUGGUAUCGAGGAAGUAAAGUGAAUCAAUGUUUCCUAUUCAUUAAUUUGCAUUUGUCAUGGGACUUAUCCCCAGAUAAUCACUAAACAAAACUCACCUAUUUGCCGUUUUGGGGAUCUUUCGGUAACACGCCAAGUUGUCACAAGAUGGCGCCAAAGUGAUGGCUAAUAGUAAAGUCAUUCUUGGCGUCAAGGAAAUAUGUUGUAAGUAUACGAUAAGAUCUACCGUAUGCUCCCUUUGUAAUUUGUGGCUACAAAAAUUGCAGGUAUAGCGUGCGCAUAAAAUAUUAAUUUGCUUAAUAAGUCAUGGGGGUAAGCAAAUGGAGCACACCUUAACCUCUAUCUUAUGUCUCAAGACAAGGUGCACUCGAUUUGACUCCCCAACUCUCCAGGAAUGAGAUGAAUAUCAUUCAUGUAUUUUGCGUGCACAUUAUGCCUACUUCAUGUACUUUGUGUGCACAUUCCAUCUAUAUUGUGGCGAAAAUGACACCCUCCGCACCCCUGUCAUGUCUGUGGCUCCGAACAAAGUUUUUCUUUUUGAGAUUACCGGACAUUUUUUGCAGUGUUGUAAAAGAUGUAUUGCCCCCCCGUGUGUGUAUAUUUAUCAUAGUUGUCAUUUAAAAAAAACAUGUUUUUAAAAGGGAGCAGGGCUUUUUCAAGAUAUUUGUUGUGGUUUUGUCAAUAUUUUCUUUCUUUUUUUUUUUUAAAUAUCCAGACAUGGCACUUUUUUUCUGUUAAGGACUAAACAAAAUAAAAGUACAAUUUCACACAAAAAGCACGCACAACCUUUGUGCUCAUGUUUGCUAUAUAUUAGCUUGACUGUCAGCAAGAAUGCAUCAGUAAUGUCAUUACUUUUUUAAAUAGCCAGU
Molecule: messenger RNA, 3301 nt
Organism: Hippocampus comes (tiger tail seahorse)
Lineage: Eukaryota; Metazoa; Chordata; Actinopteri; Syngnathiformes; Syngnathidae
Product: COUP transcription factor 2-like
Exons: 3
Coding region: 423-1670 (415 amino acids)
Biological process (GO): regulation of DNA-templated transcription
Molecular function (GO): zinc ion binding; sequence-specific DNA binding; DNA-binding transcription factor activity
Source: RefSeq, a predicted model, not a curated record